This is a messenger RNA of Electrophorus electricus (electric eel), 4013 nucleotides long. Lineage: Eukaryota; Metazoa; Chordata; Actinopteri; Gymnotiformes; Gymnotidae. The record is from RefSeq and is a predicted model, not a curated record.
UCCCCCCCAAUACACACAUACAUGCACACACACACACAUGCACGAACACACAGGAUGGAACCCAGUACAGGACCCCGAAAGACUGUGUGGGGCAACCUUCGGCAGAAAGCUAAGCCUCUCUUCCACUAUGUGCGGAGCAGCGGCCAUAUAAGCCUGAGUAAGCAACAGGCGAGACAGGAGCGACAGCGGGACCAGCGGAGGAGCAGUGUGCCCGAAGUGAGACGUAGGCGGCAUGGCUCCAUCUCCCCAUCCCAUCUGGAGCCCCGCCCGGGGCCUCCACCGGCCUCCCCCAGCUACAGCCACCCCUCCACGCCUCACAGCCUGCCCCGGCGAGAGAGAGGUGGCCGAGCCCAGCUCUCUGGUUUGCUGGGUCUUCCUAGGAACACCACUGAUUGGACGUCGGUAGAGUCAGUCAGUGGCGAUCUUGAGGAGCAGGGGUUCUUGAAUGCUCCAGAGACGAUGGAGCAGGGGUCGCAGGUGAGGCCUUCUCCUUCUCGACCCACAGCAGAGCCGCCCUCGCUGGAACUGUCGGAGAACCUAUCAGAGGUACAACAGAAGCAGAGGAACAAUGACACUGAUUCUGUUACCUUAAAUGACACUGAGCAAAAUACAAUUCUGGACGUGGCGGGAGAGGCCGCAGCCUUAUGGGACAGCCAGAGGGAGUCUCAGAGAACAUACCUGCUCUCCAUCAACCUGAAAGAGGGGCGGGGCCUCGUCAUAAGAGACCGCUGUGGUACAAGUGAUCCAUACGUGAAGUUCAAACUUGAGGGGAAGACUUUGUACAAAAGCAAAGUGGUGUAUAAGAACCUUAACCCCACCUGGAAUGAGUCUUUCUCCUUCCCCAUUCACAACCUGAAACAAAAACUCUAUGUCAAGGUCUAUGAUCGAGACCUCACCACAGAUGACUUCAUGGGCUCCAGCAGGGUUAGCUUGAGUGAACUGGAACUUGAGAAAACGAUAGAAAUGGUGCUACAACUCGAUGAUCCGAACAGCCUGGAGAAGGACAUGGGUGUGAUCAUCAUUGAUGUCUGUCUGUCACUUAGAGAUGGCGAAAACAAAAAAAAUAGGUGGGUCCAAAGAGGAAAACGCAAUUAUAAGUCAGGAUCAUCACCACAGUCCACGCGCCUGUCUGAGUGUAUGCGGAAGAGCCAGCUGUGGGCAGGAGUUCUGACAAUCACGCUGGUGGAGGGCCAGGAUCUGCCCGACGACGGCCAAGGGGAUGUGUUUGUGCGUUUCCGCCUCGGAGACCAGAAGUACAGGAGUAAGUGUCAAUGCAAAAAGUCCAACCCUCAGUGGAGAGAAAGAUUCGAGUUCAACCAGUUCCUGGACAGGCCUAACUUUCUGGAGCUCAGCGUCUGGGCAAAAGAGGGCCGUAAAUAUGAAGACUGUUAUGGACUGUGUGAUGUUGACCUGUCUGUGUUGGUGGUGAACAAGCCUCAGCUGUUCACAUGUAGUCUGGACCAGGGUAGAGUUGUUUUCCUCGUCACCCUCAACAUGUGCAGCGGAGUGGCCAUCACUGACCUGUGCGCUCCACCACUGGAGGAACCCCAUGAGAGGGACAACAUGCUGAACAAAUAUGGCUUCAAGAACUCCUUCAAGAAUAUAAGGGAUGUUGGUUUCCUUCAGGUCAAAGUGGUCAAGGCCUCAGAUCUCAUGGCUGCAGAUUUGAAUGGAAAGAGUGACCCGUUUUGCGUGUUGGAAUUAGGCAACAACAGGCUACAGACUCAUACAAUCUACAAAACCCUCUACCCUGAGUGGAACAAAGUCUUUACGUUUCCAAUCAAAGACAUCCAUGACGUCCUAGAGGUGACCGUCUUUGAUGAGGAUGGAGACAAAGUUCCGGAUUUCCUAGGAAAAGUGGCCAUUCCUUUACUCUCUAUACAUAAUGGUCAACUGAUUUCUUGCCCACUGAAGAAGGAAGACUUGGGGGCAUUAUCGAAAGGAACCAUUUUGUUGGAGCUUGAAGUUAUCUUCAAUCCAAUCAAAGCAAGCAUCAGGACCUUCACACCAAGGGAGAGGAAGUUUGAGGAAGACAGUCCAAAGUUCUCCAAAAAGGUGCUGGCCAGAAAUGUCAUUCGCGUGAGGAACAUCUACAGAGCAGUGCGUCAAGUCCUGCAGUACAUCAAGAGCUGUUUUCAAUGGGAGAGUGUUCAGAGGAGCAUUACUGCAUUUCUGCUCUUUCUCUUCACAGUGUGGUACUGGGAGUUCUACAUGCUGCCCCUGUUCUUGGUCAUCCUGCUUGUGUGGAACUAUCUUAUGAUCGCCUCUGAGAGGGUCAGCCAUGAGCUGGACCAUAUGGACUUCGGGGAUGAUGAGGAUGAAGAUGAGAAAGAAUGUGAGAGAAGAGGUUUGAUGGACAAAAUCCAUAUGGUGCAGGAGAUUGUCCUCACAGUUCAGAACCUGCUGGAGGAAACGGCAUCCUUUGCUGAGAGAUUAAAAAACACAUUUAACUGGUCGGUGCCAUUCUUGUCCAACUUGGCCUUCUUUGUUCUCAUCAUCGGCACGGUGAUCACAUACUUCAUUCCAAUUCGCUACAUUAUUUUGUUAUGGGGUAUAAACAAAUUCACAAAGAAGCUAAGGAAUCCAUAUGCUAUUGAUAACAACGAAGUCAUGGAUUUCCUCUCUAGGGUGCCUUCAGAUGUUCAGAAGGAACAGUACCUCAGCCUGAGACACAGUCACACACACAGCCCUGUCAGAAGAAAGAGAGCUGCCCAAUAGAUCAGCUCUUAAUUAUCAUCGGAGACACUACAUAUCCACUUUAUUUUCACUGCCAAUUUGAUUUCAUGCACAAACUAAUUGGGAGUAACCCCAGAAAAUCCAGGAUGGUUUAUUUGAUCUGUUGCUUUGUUUUAUCAGUUCAUUUAUUUAAAUCAUGUCUCAUUUUGUGUGCUGUGCAAGAAUUUAAAUGACUUGAAGACAAACUGGUCUCUGCUGUGUUAUGUGCAGACUAGCACCUCAUUACCAGUGAUAAAUCCAAACAACCUAUUGCUGGUGAUUUUAUAAAAAUUAUUGUUUAGACCACAAUGUGGAGGACCCAAGCUCUGUGUAAAAUUAUGUUUUAAGGAGUGUUCCUCAAAAUAUAAAUAUAAAACAUUCCCCAUGUUUUUGGUUUGAUGAGCUGCUUAAUGUGUGGGUGUGCGCUGAGGUGGGUAACUAAUUACAAUUACUCAGUUACAUCUCUGUAUUUAGUAUUUUCAAAAAAUAAAAAUAAACUAAAAGUAUUUUUGUAAGGAAAAUAAUCUGCUUUUUAUGCCUGUUUUAGUCAUUACAGUUUCAUUAUGUUCUAUGGGUGAUAUCAUCUGCUCUGUUUUGCUGUUAGUCACUUUUGAGCUUUAACAUUUUACACCAAAGGUAUCAGAAAAAAAUUAUUUUCUGACUUCUACAAAUGUGUUGAUACUUGAAUCGUUAUUUCAGUAAAGUAACAAUACUUGAUUAAUAUACUCUGCCCACUACUUUAGAUGCCUGGAUCUGUGUGUAUGUGUACACACAGAUAAACAUUUAACCUUAGUAAUACUGUUUUCAGCUUUGUGGUCAUAAAUGAUGGCCUAAAGUAACUUAAGAUGUUUUACAUUUGCAUGUGUAUAUAUUUUGUACUGUAAAGCCUUUUUAAUGAACAGGUAUCUUGAUUGUAAAAAUAUUCCACCCUGCUAAACUCCAAUGGCCCAUAUAUCCAGCUAUAUGUUUAGAAACUCAAGUGCCUUCUAUUUAUACUGCACUACUGUAUAUAAAUCUAAUUUUAAACUGCAGUUUCCUUACAAAAAUACAAUUUGUGUUUGUAAUGUUGCACUGGAGAUUACUGAGUUAUAAUCUUCCAUUUACCUUUUCACUCCAAAUAAAACUCUUAAGGAAUGUACAGCCUGUGUGAAACUGUAAUAUACCUGAAAUGAGUUUCAGUUAAUAUCAUUUCAGCGUGAAUGAGAUUUUAAACAUAGCAACUUGUGUUGAUCUUUUGCACAGAGAAGAUGAUGCAGGUCACUAGAUGAACUGGACAUUGUACACUUGAUUCAGUAACA